CUAAAAACAAGUAAAAAAAAAGUGUAUAAUUUUGAAAAAUUCUUACUUUAGCGGGUCGGUCAGGUCGGGUUUGGGUUCGGUCGGGUUUGACCCAUUUUUAGCGAGUCAUUUCGAGUUCGGUCAACUUCGGGUUCGGUCAUCAAAACCUUUGUUCAAAACCCAGUGUUUUCAGGUCGGGUUUCGGGUCAAAAACAGAUAACAUCUAGGCCAGGACUCAGAUGACCUAGGAUGGAGUUCACUUUUUUGGAGCUAUAAUCUUAGAAAGUUAAGUCUUAUUCAUAUGGUAAAUGCAUGACUUCACUCUCUAUAUAAACCAACUACACCCCAAGCAUCAUUAUUCCUCACUAAGUAUAUCAUCUAUGUAUAUCUAUAUGUCAUGGGGUUACACAUAUUACUACUAGCAAAGCUAAAACUCUUCAAAGCUACAUCUCAUGGUUUACACACACCCAUCACCUUUUUGUUGUUAGGUCCUUGCAUUCUUAAACUAGUUUCUAGCUUCAAGUCCUUUGGUCAAGUUUGGCAUGACAUGCUCCAUUCUUUGAGGCUUUUCUGCUUCCAAACACGUCAUAUUAUGACCGCCGCCGACGAACCAAGGCGCGGGAGGCUGCAGGCCUUGCGCUCGUUCUUCGAGCAGUUAAUGCUUUCACCGAGGAAUUAUAAUAGUGGACGGUUUGUCGAUGCUGAUGAGGAGAGUUUGCGUUCACUCGUGAUGAUACCAUUCUAAUGCAUGAAAAUGAAGAGUUUUCUUGUUAAAUGCUCCUACUUCCUUCAUCUCUAAAACUUCAUCUUUUACUUGUAUUAUUAUUAACAUGGUGAAGAGUUUGUAUAUACUCCGUAUGUUUUCUUAAAUAUUUGUGUUGAUAAGUUGUUGUAAUAAAAUGCGUAAUUAAAUAAAUUCUUGCUUU
This is a messenger RNA of Cuscuta campestris, 905 nucleotides long. Lineage: Eukaryota; Viridiplantae; Streptophyta; Magnoliopsida; Solanales; Convolvulaceae. The record is from the annotation of a GenBank genome assembly.